UGUGGCUAAUUGGGUGUCCAACAGGACUAGAGCACCAAAAGUCUGGGGAAGGAUUAAAGAUCGGUGUGAGAGGCCGCAUGCUGCAGCUGCUUCUCACUGCUCUUUGUUUGCUGUAACGGGGAAUUAAAGACAACAGAUCCCGGACAGGACGGAUGUACCCACGGUCGCUCGCACUGAACUCGGAUAGUGAGAAGUGAAGACGCGGUUUUGGCGUUUUGUUGCCAGGUUUUGGAGGCAGAGCGGGGGUGCGAGUAAGAAAUCUGCGGUGCUGCUGCUGUAGGAGUGUCGGGGCGGAAUGAAGCUACUGGGCUGUGUGUCUCCUGCACUGCUGCUGCUACUGCUGCUGGCGCACUCGGUGUCGACACAACUUGGCCCACCAGUGGACCAGGAGGGCUCGGCAGAUGGUUUCCUGGAUGAUGAAGACCUUCUCUCUGGUUCAGGAUCUGGCUUAUCUGAUAUUGAGCCUGAGACUACUAAAAUGGGUGUGUCCUUCACUACAUCGGAGCCCCUCCCCCUUUCAACCACACAAGCCACUGGACAAGCUCCCUCGGCUCCACCUGCCGCAGAGCCCAGUAGCCCCCCAGUGCCAGAAAUGGAAAAUGAAAGUGGUAUGGAGAUGGAAAGAGAAAUUGAGUUGGAGAGAAAGCAAGAAAAUGAGAGAGAGCAGCAGGAAAUAGAGCAAGAAAGGGAAAUAGAAGCAGAGGAUGAAAUGCAAAGUGUGCGAGAAAAGGAAAGACAAAGGAAACUAGAGAGGGAUAGAGAACAAGAACUUGAUAGAGAGAGAGAACGUGAAAAAGAACUGGAACGUGAAAGAGAAAUGGAACAAGAACGUGAAAGACAGCGAGAAAGAGCAAGAAGUACAGUUGCACCCAGGUUCCAUCUGGUUCCAGCAAUGACCACAGACUCUUCUCAGACUUUGUCUGAGACUGCCAUGGCAACCGUCAACAUGGAGGACCUGAGCACCAUAGAAGAAGAUUUGGACGAGGAUUUGUACAUCACCACAGAAACCUACCCUACCAAUUCAUUCAGCACUGACAUAAGCACCACUGAAGCUCCUCCCACCACUGUUGCUUCCACCACAGCUAAAACCAUUCUGAAUCCAACACCCAGCAUUGCUCCUCCACGACGACGAAAACCACAUCCCACACCCAGUGUUGCCCCUCAUCGACCACAGAAACCACAAGUUGUUCCCAGUGAAGCCACACCCACUGAAAGCAUCACACAUCCAAUGACAUCUACUUUACAGGUAAGAACUACAGAGGCAAGCAUAAACAAUGAAGUUGCAGCAGCUGGUCCCAGUGGGGACUUUGAGAUCCAAGAGGAUGGAGGUCGGCAAGGAAACGAAGUGGGGCAAGGCAAAGGUGUGCUAGACGUGGGGAUGGAACCUGACUUGACUGGCAACACAAUAGAUUCAGGAAGUUCAGCUGCUCAGCUUCCUCAGAAAAAUAUCUUGGAGAGAAAAGAAGUGUUGAUAGCGGUGAUUGUUGGAGGUGUGGUAGGUGCACUCUUUGCUGCAUUCCUGGUCAUGCUGCUGGUAUACCGAAUGAAAAAGAAGGAUGAAGGAAGCUACACACUGGAGGAACCCAAACAAGCCACAGUCACCUAUCAGAAACCAGACAAGCAGGAGGAAUUCUAUGCCUAAAACACAUACAGUUUCCUUAUUUACAUCCUAACAAACGAUCCUUUUUCCCCUUGUCUUUUCCUCCCUUCAUUUCUCUUCCUCUGUUUUUUCCUAACUCCCACUUUUUUCCAUGAAGAGUGCCUCUCACUCUGUGGACUUGGAACUUUAUUUUAAAUGGGAAAAAAGAUAAACGAGAAAAAAAUGAACGUUGCUAUGGACAGAAUUGUGGCAAAUGGGCUAAGAGUAGGGAUUCCAUACCUACAGAGAAAUAAAAAAAAAAGCUUUUUUUAAAAGAA
Molecule: messenger RNA, 1917 nt
Organism: Trichomycterus rosablanca
Lineage: Eukaryota; Metazoa; Chordata; Actinopteri; Siluriformes; Trichomycteridae
Gene: sdc3
Product: syndecan 3
Exons: 5
Coding region: 296-1642 (448 amino acids)
Biological process (GO): cell migration
Cellular component (GO): cell surface; membrane
Source: RefSeq, a predicted model, not a curated record